Messenger RNA from Microcebus murinus (gray mouse lemur), 2356 nucleotides. NCBI's taxonomy places the organism in Eukaryota, Metazoa, Chordata, Mammalia, Primates, Cheirogaleidae. The record is from RefSeq and is a predicted model, not a curated record.
AGUGAAAGUGAAAGAGAAGUCGGCUACGGAGAGGACAGAAAAGAAACCUACAGGCGUUCCCAGCACCAGUGCGGACAGCCCCUCUUCUCCAGCCCAGGCCUCCGAGCAGGGUGGGAUUGUGGAGAAGGGCGUGCGGGAGGCGGAGAGCGGCGCCCAUGGGCUCGGAGGAGGGGUGGUGCCUGCUGCUGUGCCUGGCUCUGUCUGCAGCGGCAGAAACCGAGCCCGGCGCAGCAGAAAGGCAGUGGCGGCCGGUGGAUGUGGUCCUGGACUGCUUCCUGGCAGGGGAAGGUGGGCACCGUGGGGCUCUUGCCAGCAGUGAGGACAGGGUGAAGGCCUUGCUUGUGCUGAGGCAGGUGCCAGUGUUGGACGACGGCUCCCUGAAAGACUUCACUGAUUUCCAAGGGGGCACACUGGCCAGAGAUGACCCACCUGUCAUCUUCGAGGCCUCAGUGGACCUGAUCCAGAUGCCCCAGGCCGAGGCCCUGCUCCACGCUGACUGCGGUGGGAAAGAGGUGACCUGCGAGAUCUCCCGCUACUUUCUCCAGGCCAGGGAGGCCACUGCGGAGACAGCAACUUGGUUCAUCACCAACAUGCAGGUCUCUGGAGGGGGACCUAGCGUCUCUGUGGUGAUGAAGACUGUCAGCGAUGCAGACGGUGGGGCUGUCAGGCACCCCACGCUGAACCUGCCUCUGAGCCCCCAGGGAACUGUGCAGACUGCAGUGGAGUUCCAGGUGACAACACCAACCCAAUCCCUGACUUACCUGCUGGGGUCCUCAGCCUCCCUGGACUGUGGCUUCUCCAUGGCUCCAGGCUUGGACCUCACCAGUGUGGAGUGGCGGCUGCAGCACAAGGGCAGUGGCCAGCUGGUGUACAGCUGGACCACAGGGCGGGGGCAGGCUGAGCGAGAGGGCGCCACACUGGAGCCUGAGCAGCUACACGUGGCUGGGGACGCUUCCCUCACCCUACCCAGCCUCACACUAAAGGAUGAGGGGACCUACAUUUGCCAGAUCACCACCUCACUGUACCGAGCUCAACAAAUCAUCCAGCUCAACAUCCAAGCUCCCCCGAAAGUACGACUGAGCUUGGCAAACGAGCCUCUGCCACCCACGCUCAUCUGCAACGUUGCGGGCUACUACCCUCUGGACAUGGCGGUGACGUGGACCCGCGAGGAGCCAGGCGGAUCCCCAGUCGCAGUCUCUGGUGCCUCCUUCUCCAACCUCAGGCAAAGCGCGGCCGGCACCUAUAGCAUUUCCUCCUCCCUGACGGCAGCACCUGGCCCUGCAGGUGCCACCUACACCUGCCAGGUCACCCACAUCUCCCUGAAGGAGCCCCUUGUGGCCAGCACCUGGGUUGUCCCACCAGGUACUGGGAAUGUCCUCCUUUCUCCACUUCCACACUUGGGCUCAUGGCUGUCCUGCCCCCAGUGCAUCUUUGGCCUUGUUCUCCUGCCCACACGCUUUGUUCACGGCCCAAGCUUCACACUCCUGCCUGUGCUCCUGGCUUUGUCUUUCCCAAGGUGGCAGCCACCACAGCCUCCACCACACAUCCCCUGAGACUUCAUUACACCCUAGUCUCCGUGGUGCCAGGCCACAUGCUUGAUUCCCAAGCCUGCCCUCUAGGAGCUUAGUCCAAUACGGAGACAAGACUAGGUGGGCAUGGAAGAUGAACUAGAGGAGACUUUUGAGCCAAGUUAACUAGCUUAGAGGGAAAGGAACACUCAAGAUGGAAAAAAUGGCAUGUGUGAAGGCCAAAUAUAAAACAGCCUAAAGAGAAUUUGGGGAACUGCAAGGAGUCCAGCACCGCUAGAGCCAAGGGCACAUGGAAAAAGCGGGAAAUGGCUCUGAGGCUUCAGGGAUAAUUAUAUUUAUUGAGCAUUUACAUGAAUCAAGUGGUGUGCUAUGCACUUAGCUGUAUGACUGCAUAUAUUACAACUCCCGUCUUAUAGAUGUGUGAACUGGCACUUGCAGGCAUCAAAUAAUUUGCCCAAGGUUACCUACCAAUCAAUGGCAAAGAGAGAAUGUGAAAACAGGCAGCCUGAUUCCUCCUACUACACCCUAUAGAUCUCCAUGGGCCUUCAAGCUGGAACUUAAUCCUGAAAGCCAUAAAAUGUUGUUGAAAGGUCUGAAACAACCUGCACCUUGAAAUGCAAACAUCCAGGAGCACUGGGCAUGAUUUGGUCGCUCACUAGACUGUGAGCUUCCCCCAAACUGGGCUUUUGUCUCAGCUCAUAUUAUUCCCCAACUAUUUACAAAAUCCCAGUUUAGCUGUCAACAACUAAUCUAGGCUGGGUGUGGUGGCUCAUGCCUGUAAUCCUAGCUCUCUGGGAGGCCGAGGCGGGCAGAUUGCUCAAGGUCAA